Molecule: messenger RNA, 1101 nt
Organism: Cydia amplana
Lineage: Eukaryota; Metazoa; Arthropoda; Insecta; Lepidoptera; Tortricidae
Gene: Atac1
Product: ZZ-type zinc finger-containing protein 3
Exons: 2
Coding region: 118-1101 (327 amino acids)
Source: RefSeq, a predicted model, not a curated record
UAAUAAAGAGGUAUAUUAUAACAACGUGCAAUACUAGAAAAAUUCUUAUCAACGUGCCAAAGUGUCAACUUACCCGCUGGUCCACCCUUCGAGGGAGCUGCUUCUGAACUCCGAGCUAUGGACGGUAUUGAAAACCCGGAGUCGAAUAGUGAAUUUGCAUUUGAGACAGACCACCUCGCGCUGCGUGGAAAUAAGGACUACAAUGAUUUGCUGAAAUAUAUUGUUCUGCUUGAGUCUCAAAGAGUUGCCGCUUUGAAAGACAUAGAGGAGUUGACAGAAGCCCGAAACAAGGCGCUUGAGCAACCAUUAGAGUUUGUUCAAAAGCUACAGGCUGGCACAAUCCAGUUUCCUCCUCGGCAUCACGUCAGAGAGAUACCUACGAUAGACUGGGACCAAUAUGGAGUAGACAACAGUCAAGAUAUUGAUGAAUUUAAUAGAGACAUAAAACCAAAUAUUUCAGAAGCUGGAUUUAAAGUGCGCGGGCGGAAGUACACUGACAGCAAGCCGGAGACAUUCAAUCAGCUCUGGUCCUGCGAGGAACAAAAAAGAUUGGAAGAACUUUUAGAAAUUUUCCCUGAAGAACCCAUAGAAGCGAGGCGGUACAAAAAGAUAGCCAAAGCACUUAGAACUCGUACCCCUAUCCAAGUAAUGAGUCGAGUGCAAAAGUAUUUUGCAAAAUUAGCCAAAGCCGGCCUACCCAUACCGGGACGGACACCCAAAGGUGUGGGGCGGGAUAAAUGUAAGUCAAUACUUUUCAAGAAAUCAAAUUUCUUCCCUCAGCUGCAUGUUCCUGUUAAAAUGGAAGUCAUGUAUGAUAUUGCUGAGACUCCAUACACAGCGACUACGGCCACAGCCGCUGAGACAAAAGUUUGCAACAAACACAUAGUGGAGCUGUUACGGGCGGCCAAACAACAGAGGGCGCUUGACGAAACUGCACCGGUGUACCAGACAAAUACUAUGUGCGUUGGCUGCCAGACUAAAGGUUUCCUGGGUGCACGGUGGACUGACAAUGCCGGCACAGAUUACUGCACAGACUGUGUUGUAAAGCACCUACCGACGGAAAAAUUGACCCCAGUUCGGAUACCAUUGGAUAAUAAAUAA